AUGGGAGCUUUGAUAUUCUUGGGUGCGGUGGAGAAACAACCACGAUCACCUAAGAAGUCCCAAGCUAAAGGCUUGAUGUUCGUAGAUGGUAGUAUUAAUGGGAAAGGAGCCAAGAGCGUGAUGGUUGACACAGGGGCCACUCACAACUUUGUGUCAGAAGCUGAAGCUCGGAGGUUGGGGUUGAAGUUGGAGAAGGAUGUGGGCCGCAUGAAAGCUGUAAACUCAAAGGCCUCACCCACAACGGGCCUAUCUCGAGGGGUAUCACUCAAAUUGGGUCACUGGCAAGGGAAGACCGAUCUCAUAGUUGUUCAGAUGGACGACUUUGACGUCAUAUUAGGAAUGGAGUUCUUGUUGGCGAACAAAGCCAUUCCCAUUCCUAGUGGCCAACACUUGCUCAUUAUGGGAGAAAGGCCGUGUGUGGUUCCCGCAAGAAUCGAACAACCAAGUGAACCCCGCCUCUUGUCCGCCCUCCAGUUCAAGAAAGGUGUGAAGUGUGAUAAGCCUACCUAUGUAGCAGUUCCCCUGAUAAGGGAUGAGAUUAAAGGAGAAGUGAUUCCGAAGGAGAUCGAGGGGGUAUUGGAGAGCUAUGUAGAUGUGAUGCCUCCCGAACUUCCCAAGGAAUUACCUCCGAGAAGGAGUGUGGACCAUGAGAUUGAACUGCUUCCGGGGGCCAAACCGCCUGCAAAGGCGCCUUACAGAAUGGCUCCCCCAGAAUUGGCGGAACUUCGAAAGCAGCUUGAGGACCUGCUCUGA
Molecule: messenger RNA, 753 nt
Organism: Rosa chinensis
Lineage: Eukaryota; Viridiplantae; Streptophyta; Magnoliopsida; Rosales; Rosaceae
Exons: 1
Coding region: 1-753 (250 amino acids)
Source: RefSeq, a predicted model, not a curated record